AUGGAUUUCACGUUAGGGAAAUCGGAGAGCUACAGGACUGACCAGCCUUCGGCGAGAAGAGAUUUCAGCACCUCCAACAGAGCCCCAUACACCGAAGCGUCUUUCACGACAAAUUGCGUUGAGGGGAAUGGUACUGCGUCCCAGACACCCACGCCCAAAAACUAUUCUCGGAGGCCACAGCUAGCCGACCCAGAAUCUCAGACAUGA
Messenger RNA from Penicillium concentricum, 207 nucleotides. RefSeq lists its product as uncharacterized. The transcript has 2 exons. The record is from RefSeq and is a predicted model, not a curated record. Lineage: Eukaryota; Fungi; Ascomycota; Eurotiomycetes; Eurotiales; Aspergillaceae. Bases 1 to 207 code for a protein of 68 amino acids.